AUGGCGGACGAAGAGGGUGCCUCUCCCCGCGAACUUGUGCUCGAAGCGUGCCGACGCAACAACACCGAGCUACUCGAGGAAACACUAAAAGACCUUGCUGCUGCUGCCUCAAAGUCAGGAAAGAAGCCCGAGGACCAUGUGGCCGACAUACUGAACAACACACGCGACGGCGUGGGCAACGGCUGUCUUCACGUUGCUGCAACAUACGGAAGCUUCGAGGUUAUCGACAUGCUCCUCGACCAAGAGGGUCUCGAGAUUGACGAAAUCGACCGCAUGGAGCAAGACACCCCCCUUCACAAAGCCGUACGCUACGUCAACUCGCUCGAAAAGUCAGUCUGGCCCCAUGGCCACUCCAUCGUCGCGAUGCUGCUAGAUGCGGGAUGCGAUCCAAGAAUAAGGAACAAGGCGAAGCUCAAGCCCAUUGAGCUGGCGGAUCCAAGGAACACAGAGCUGAGGAGCAUGCUACAGAAGGGAGAAGUUUCGAUGCUAAUGAGCGGCGACGUGGUAGAAGACGACGAUGAUGGCCCAACAGGAAGUGCUAGUGAUAGCGAUUGA
Messenger RNA from Alternaria postmessia, 555 nucleotides. RefSeq lists its product as uncharacterized. The coding region runs from base 1 to 555 and encodes 184 amino acids. The transcript is spliced from 3 exons. The record is from RefSeq and is a predicted model, not a curated record. Gene Ontology annotation, molecular function: protein binding. Lineage: Eukaryota; Fungi; Ascomycota; Dothideomycetes; Pleosporales; Pleosporaceae.